AUAUUAUUUCUACUAAUCGUGUAUGCCUCGACCAGCACGAGAAAAGCAUGCGUUUCCGUGAUUGAAUUGUUCUACACAUACGUGCAGACGACAGGGACAGCACAGCAUGAAAUAUACACGUUCACUUAUAUUUUAUGCUCUCAUUUUGCAGACUUUGUGUUCAGAAACAUCUGACAUCCAGUACAAAGCAUGUAAAGUUGAUACAAAGGGAGUCCCUUCAUGUAGCCAGCUGUGUAUAAAUGGCAGGGGAGGUUACUCAUGUUCCUGUUACAGUGGAUAUGUGUUAGAAGAUGACAACCGGACAUGUUUGGUUACAGGAAAUGAACCAGUGAUAAUUUUGGUGACCAGCAAGACAGUUGAUGUGUACUAUACUGAAACAGAGGAUAUUGACACAUUGACAAAUCUUCCAGAUAGUCAUGUAACAGCACUAGGUUUUGGUCCAGAUGACAUAAUGUUGAUUGUAUCUAGACAUGGCAAAGCUGUAUAUAAAACAAAAUUAGAUGUUAAAAACCAAAAGGAAGAACCCGAAAUGUUAAUAGAUACAGGUCUGAGGCAUGUAACUGGUGUGGCAGUUGACUGGGUCACGUCUAAUAUAUAUCUGGUUGACAAAGACGCUGGUCAAAUUAUCGUGUGUUCAUGGAAGGGAGAUAACUGCUCAAUUCUUGUAACAAAUCUGGAACGCCCAUACUCGGUUCUGGUGAACGUAAACUCAAGGAAAUUACUGUGGUCUGAAUGGGGUGCAAAUGGCAGUGAUGGCUCCAUUGUGUCUUCAAAUCUUGAUGGCUCUACGUUAAAAAUGAUGAUAAAUAACCUUGCCAAGCCACAGGAUCUGGUAUUAGAUGGUACCAGUAAUGUUCUGCAUUGGUUGGCAAGACUUCAUGGUGUAUAUAUUAUACAGUCCAUCAAUCUUCACACCGGUUACAGACAGAUAUAUAGUGUAGAGAGUGAUGGUCAUGCUGCCCCAACAUUAUCUUUACUGACGGAUCAUUUGUAUUGGACCAUGUCCAACAGCACUUUGAUAAUAAACAAGUUUACAGGUGUUAUAGAAAAAUCACUGGCUACAGGAAGUGCUCUCAGAGCCUCAAUAUACCACCCUGUUUUAUAUAGGAGUUUAACAUCACAAG
Ruditapes philippinarum (Manila clam) is the source of this 1124-nucleotide messenger RNA. RefSeq names its product low-density lipoprotein receptor-related protein 4-like. NCBI's taxonomy places the organism in Eukaryota, Metazoa, Mollusca, Bivalvia, Venerida, Veneridae. The record is from RefSeq and is a predicted model, not a curated record.